GUCUCUCCAGUCAAGGAGAAACUAAUUGGAGGAAAAGAAUAAACGAAAGGAACUUUUGAAAUACUGAGCGCAGCAAAAGUUUACUUCUCUGCAGCAUGCCUCAGAAAGAUUACAGAAGUCAACCGAGCUGGGAGACUGGUGUUGCCUCCAUGAUGCAAAACAGUCACAGUGGAGUAAACCAGCUUGGAGGUGUGUUUGUAAAUGGAAGGCCUUUACCUGACUCUACAAGGCAGAAGAUAGUGGAGCUUGCUCAUAGUGGGGCUCGGCCAUGUGACAUAUCCAGAAUACUACAGGUGUCUAAUGGCUGUGUGAGUAAGAUCCUGGGUCGGUAUUACGAGACGGGCUCAAUCCGUCCUCGGGCCAUAGGAGGGAGUAAACCCAGGGUGGCAACUCCCGAGGUGGUGGGAAAGAUCGCACAGUACAAAAGAGAGUGUCCAUCCAUUUUUGCCUGGGAGAUUAGAGACCGACUACUGGCAGAGGGAGUCUGCACCAAUGACAAUAUACCCAGUGUUUCAUCAAUAAAUCGAGUGCUCAGGAACUUGGCCACUGACAAGCAUCCAAUGGGGACAGAGGCCCCUGAAGGAAUGUUUGACAAACUGAAGAUACAGGGCCCUUGGGGCGGACGCUCAGGGUGGUACACUGGGACCACAAUACUGAACACAGACUGCCCUCAGACAGACGGAGCGGAAAACAACAUUUCAAUCAGUUCCAACGGUGACGACUCAGAUGAGACUCAGAUGAGGCUUCAGUUGAAGAGAAAGCUGCAGAGAAACAGAACAUCCUUUACCCAGGACCAGAUAGAAGCACUAGAGAAAGAAUUUGAAAGGACUCACUAUCCAGAUGUGUUUGCACGUGAACGACUUGCCAAUAAAAUCGAUCUUCCUGAGGCAAGAAUUCAGGUUUGGUUUUCAAACAGACGUGCAAAGUGGAGAAGAGAGGAGAAGUUAAGGAAUCAACGUCGGCAGGUCUUGAACUCCUCCAGCCAUAUUCCCAUCAACAGCAGUUUUAGCAGCAGUGCUUACUCAUCUCCAGCUCAGCCUUCAGCACCAGUGACAUUUUCUUCAGGAUCCAUAAUAGGAAGAUCGGAUCCAGUUCUGUCCAAUACAUAUGGCCUAACAAUGCCAAGCUUCAGCAUGGCCGCCAGCCUGCCCAUGCAAGCUUCAAACCAGACCUCUUAUUCCUGCAUGCUGCCCAACAGUCCCUCUGUAAAUGGCCGCAGUUAUCAGACGUAUACUCCUCCACAUAUGCAGCAACACAUCACCAGCCAGUCAGUGACGUCCUCCACAACAUCUUCAACAGGUCUGAUUUCUCCUGGCAUCUCAGUUCCAGUCCAAGUUCCUGGAAGUGAAGCAGAAAUGUCUCAGUACUGGCCACGCCUGCAGUGACGUCAUGGCCACCUGUGGUGGCUUCAGGAACAGGACUUUGGAUUCGUUGGUAUGAGAGAGGUCAAUCACUGUCAGACUGACUAUCAGAGCCAAACUGCUGCUGCUGAGGGCUGGCUGAAGCUCAGCAAAUGCAAAAAGACAAAGUCUCCUUUGGUUGCGUUCCAGAAAAUCCUCUGACUCUGAAUGUUCUUAAAAACGGACAGAAUUUGGAGCCUGUUAUACAACAGAAAAUGUUGUGUUAUUUCUGGUGUAUCAGGAAGGUGGGAAAUAUUUUACCUCUAAUGCCAUUUGAUAAUCUUUACAUGCUACUUAAUUUGUGGCGAGUGUCUCUGCCUGGAUAAAAAUACCUUAAUGAAACUGAAAGUGUACUGUCUGCUGUGUUUUGUUUUUUCUUUAACAGACUCCAAAAAGCCUUGACCUCAGACAUGUACAGGACUUUAAAAUAAGGAUUCUUGUAAUACAUGUUUGGUAUUGUAAACCAUGACAUAUUUGUGAACAAGCAUGAUUCAGAUUUGAAAGCGUCGGUGUCCAAAAGAUGUAAAUUGGUUUCUAAUUUCAAGUGUGAAAAUGUUUGUCUUAAGAGUUCUGACAGGGUUUCCACAAUAAAACUGUAAGAACUGCAUUGGUGUGUAUAGGUUUAUAUAUGAUGGGCAAAUCUGCCACAGCUAAAUAUGUGCAAGCCAGAAUUUAGCAUCUUUUUAAGUUUUAAGACCCAAAGACACAUUUCCUUUUAAAUUAGAGCCAGGAAGGAUAGCUUUACAUUCUCCAGGACUGAAGCUGUUUGUCACAUAGAUUUAAAAGAAAUCACUGUCAAAGGCUAAAGGAUUGUGUUAAAUAUAAA
Molecule: messenger RNA, 2226 nt
Organism: Poeciliopsis prolifica (blackstripe livebearer)
Lineage: Eukaryota; Metazoa; Chordata; Actinopteri; Cyprinodontiformes; Poeciliidae
Product: paired box protein Pax-6-like
Exons: 11
Coding region: 96-1385 (429 amino acids)
Biological process (GO): regulation of transcription by RNA polymerase II; anatomical structure development
Molecular function (GO): RNA polymerase II cis-regulatory region sequence-specific DNA binding; DNA-binding transcription factor activity, RNA polymerase II-specific
Source: RefSeq, a predicted model, not a curated record